AUGGAUAUGUCAUCUUUGGUUAGCCACAAAGUGACGCUUUUGGGGCUGUUCCUUCCCCUGCUUUGCGGGGCUACGUUCUACCUCGCCACCAACACAGCCAUAUUCCCCAAGCUCGCCAGCGAGAUCCGGGGGACUUUUGCCAGCGACGAGGAAAUCACGGUCGCCCGCGCCUCCAAGUGCAACUAUCUCGCAGCCACCAUCGAGGAAUGUCUCCGGAUGUACCCGCCGACUUGCCUCCGAGGAGACCUUGUUCGCUCGACCUCCGGAAGUCAUUCCGCUAUCGUUGCUGUGCGCGAUCCAGGGCAGGCUCGACCAGGAUUAGAAUAUACAUUACCGUUGAUGGAGAUGUUGACCAAUUGUCUUCUCUGGUGA
Aspergillus clavatus NRRL 1 is the source of this 372-nucleotide messenger RNA. RefSeq lists its product as uncharacterized. The transcript has 2 exons. The record is from RefSeq and is a predicted model, not a curated record. The coding region runs from base 1 to 372 and encodes 123 amino acids. Lineage: Eukaryota; Fungi; Ascomycota; Eurotiomycetes; Eurotiales; Aspergillaceae. Gene Ontology annotation, molecular function: iron ion binding; monooxygenase activity; oxidoreductase activity, acting on paired donors, with incorporation or reduction of molecular oxygen.